Messenger RNA from Fusarium musae, 438 nucleotides. RefSeq lists its product as uncharacterized. The record is from RefSeq and is a predicted model, not a curated record. The coding region runs from base 1 to 438 and encodes 145 amino acids. Lineage: Eukaryota; Fungi; Ascomycota; Sordariomycetes; Hypocreales; Nectriaceae. The transcript is spliced from 3 exons.
AUGGGUCUUGGUCUUCCCAACGAUUUUGCGGAGAAGUUCCAUCCCAACGAGAAAGGACAUGUCACCAUGGCCAGCUUCGCAAUGGCUGAGGCAAUGGACCUUCGGUCAUUAGUGCUUGGCAUUGAUCCCCCUUCGUGUGAGGUUAAGGACCAGUUCAAAUGCUGGAACAUUGAACAGCCUGAUCAUGAGAAGGGUUGGGACUACUACAAGGUGUAUGAUGAAGACACACCCGAUGAGCAUGAGUUCAGGAUCUCGCUCAGCGAUGAUGGUGCAGAUUACGAUGUGAAUCAGUGCAUCGACUCCUUCAAGAAGCUCAUCCACAACUGCGACAACAAUCGGCGGUUGAACUGGAAGACCGGAGGCAAGUAUGUCCGCGACGACGGAGCCUACACUUAUGAAACCGUGGCCGCCGCCAGAGUACGCCCAAGGAACUUGUAA